Molecule: messenger RNA, 2829 nt
Organism: Magallana angulata
Lineage: Eukaryota; Metazoa; Mollusca; Bivalvia; Ostreida; Ostreidae
Product: muskelin-like
Exons: 21
Coding region: 84-2261 (725 amino acids)
Cellular component (GO): cytoplasm
Molecular function (GO): protein binding
Source: RefSeq, a predicted model, not a curated record
AUGCUAAUAAUCUUCGUGAACUUUCUCUCGAUCGGGCUCGGGAGUCAAAUAUUUUUAAAAUAAAAACAAACUGAGCACCAGGGAUGGCAGAAAACUGCGAAGAAAAGGAUAUUUUGUCGUAUUCCAUCUGCAGAUACUCAAGUUUUUCAUACAACUAUGUCCCAGAGAACAUUUACAGUGACAAUCCCAAGGAUCAAUCUUCACGCUGGUCCUCAGACUCCAACCAACCUCCCCAGUUCUUGACCCUGAAGCUUGAUCGACCAGCCAUUGUGGAGAACAUCACAUUUGGGAAAUAUGAGAAGGCUCACGUGUGUAACCUAAAGAAGUUCAAAGUCCUGGGAGGUCUGAAUGAUGAACACAUGAUUGAGUUAUUUGAAGGGGGUUUGAAAAACGACCAUAUAGCAGAAUCUUUUACACUUAAAAAAGAAAUUCAUGAUAAUUUAUUCCCCUGCAGAUAUAUCAAGAUAGUCCCUCUCCAAGCUUGGGGCCCCUCCUGUUUUAACUUCAGUAUCUGGUAUGUAAAGUUACGAGGAGAGAGUAACUGGGAUGUUGUACAACCAUGUUUACAGUGGCUGGUUACAUUCCGGGAGAAGGAGGCCAUUCGGCUGUGUCUGAAGCACUUCCGACAGAGGCAGUUUACCGAGGCGUAUGAGGCGCUCCAGAAGAGGACCAAGGUGUCCCUGGAACACCCCAUUCUCACCGAGCUACACUCCAUGCUGGUAAAACACGGAGAUUUUGAGAAAAGUGAAGAUUUAUUAUGGCAAGCUGCAGAGGAGGGACUGUUUGACCAGUAUAUCUGCGACCAAGACUAUACACCCAAAUGGACCCCGAUAGAACCACUGCCUAAUGGAGAUAAUCCCAGCACCUACCAGCCAGGGAUGAGAGGGGGGCACCAGAUGUGUCUGGAUCUACAGACUGAGAGUCUAUACCUGUUUGGGGGGUGGGACGGGAAUCGAGACCUGUCCGAUUUCUGGGUCUUUUCUGUCCCGUCCAAAGAAUGGACGUGUUUAAGCAGUGAUACACACAAAGAGGGUGGUCCGAAUGCAAGAUCCUGCCACAAAAUGUGUUUAGAUUAUGAAAGGAAACAAAUUUUCAUCUUGGGUAGAUAUCUAGAUGCUUCUAUGAGAACUGCUGAAAAUCUCAAGAGUGACUUUUACAUGUAUGACAUCACGUCAGGCCGGUGGACACUGAUUACUGAGGACACGCAUACUAUGGGUGGACCGCGACUCAUCUACGACCACCAGAUGGUCAUCGACAUCCAGAAACAGACACUUUACCUUUUUGGUGGCCGGGUACUAAGCAGUGUAGGAUCAGACAGAAGUGGAGAACCUUCGUUCAGUGGACUGUAUGCUUACCACAUUCCCACCAACACCUGGUCCUGUAUCAUGGAGGACAGCCCUACCUUAAAAUCAAGGAUAGGCCACUCUAUGCUCUUCCACUCAAAAAGACGGUUGUUGUAUGUGUUUGCGGGUCAGAGGUCAAAAGAGUAUCUAAAUGAUUUUUUCACCUAUAAUGUAGACACAGGACAGAUAGACAUUAUUACAGAUGGAACCAAAAAGGAUUCAGGAGUUCCUUCUGCUGGUUUUACUCAAAGAGCAACUAUAGACCCUAAUAAAGACGAGAUUCAUGUGUUAUCGGGACUUAAUAAAGAAAAGGAGAAGAGAGAAAACGUCAAGAAUUCUUUCUGGGUAUACAGCAUUAAGAAGAACCGAUGGUCAUGUGUGUAUAGAAAUGAGAACACAGGGCAGCAGUACUGGACAAAGAUGCAGAACCUGGAACCGGUGCCUAGGUUUGCCCAUCAGCUGGUGUACGAUCACAUUAGAAAGGUUCAUUAUUUGUUUGGUGGCAACCCGGGUAAAGAGAGUUUACCAAAGAUCCGAUUGGACGAUUUCUGGGUUCUCAAGCUUUGUCGCCUGUCGACGGAGCACCUGCUGCGUCAGUGCAAGUACCUUCUCAGGAAGUACAAGUUUCAGGAGUUAGCAGAGCGCGACCCUCAUGCCGCCAUGUUGUAUCUACAGAACGACCUGGCCAGUAUUGUUGACCACAAAAAUAUUCAGGAACGAGAAGAGUUUGAAUCUCUAGCAUCAACUUUGUUCCGAUCUCCAGGAGACGAGACAGAAGGAACAGAAGAGACCAUACUAGCAGACACCAGUACCCAUCACAUGGCCAGGACGGAACUCUUUGAUCAGCUGGUCGCAUUCUUCCCGGAACACAUGUCACAGCCAAAGGGGAACCUCGUGGACCUUAUCCCACUCACAUGAAUAAAGCCCUCGCCCUCGCCCUCUCCUCACCCCACCCCUACCCCCUCAUCAAGUGAUUCAUAUUGUUCAAUAAAGGCAACUGUAAAUUGAGAGAAAAAAAUUGUCAUUUUGUUCAACUACAGCUUGCAAGUGCCAAAAAAAUUGACUUGUAAAUGGACAUGCAUGAAUAUUUUUUAAAUGAAUUUAUUAUGAAAGGUCUUGUUGAAGUAUUUAUUCAGAAAUAGUAUAGAUUUUAAUGGCAGUUCAGUCACAGUAAGCUGUGAAGUUUAUUGCUACGUACUCCCUGUCCCUGGAAAAGGUAAAGGGAGAGGAUAGUUGUGUUCCUUUAAUCAGCUGAUUGACAUUGAUCUAAAUAUUAUGUAUAUAUGUAAAUGUGUACAUAUUACUAAGUGUUACAUUUGAUCAGUGACCCUUAGAUGACAUUGCAUCGAUAUAAUAAGUACUAUGUACUGUUACAAUAAGGUACUUGUACUUGCUGGUCCUGCUUUAUUUAUUACAAUGUUUACUGAUGAUUUCAGUAAUGUGUGUCUGUAUCUUAAUGUCACGAAUAAAUGAGUAAAAAUGUCUA